UUGCCGCCAGUAUUAAUCGGUUUGUUAUUAAAUAUUUUAGAUGGCUUAUCUUAUGGAAUAAUCUUAUUCCCAAAUGUUGGAAUUUUUUCAAAUUUAGGGCCUGCUGGUCUUUCAAUGUUUUAUAUAUCUUGCAUUGUCUCUCAACUAGUUUACACCUUUGGUGGUUCUGGCUUUCCUUGCUCAAUUGGCUCAGAAAUGAUCGAAAUCACUCCCUUUAUUCACACAAUUGCUUUGAAUAUUUUGCAUAAACUAAGUCCCUCUCAUAACUCAAAUAAUAUUCCUCAAGAGUUGCAAGAUAAAAUACUAGCUACGACUGUUGUAGCCACUGCUAUUUCUUGUAUCUUGACAGGUUUAACCUUUUUCAUACUAGGUAAAUUCAGACUAGGCCAAUUAAUUGGCUUUUUCCCUAGACAUAUCCUAAUUGGUUGUAUUGGUGGUGUGGGUUAUUUCCUUAUUAUGACUGGUUUUGAAGUCACUUCAAAGCUACCAAAUAAUAUACAUUAUAACUUGGAAACAUUAAAAUUGCUAUUUUCUGGUCUUUAUUUUGUCAGAUGGUCUUUAGCAGUACUGGUAACAGUUUUAUUAAUAUUAUUACAGAAAUUCAAUAAAGUCUUAUCAAAAUCAGCAAUUUUCUUACCUUGUUAUUUCAUCUUAAUUUUUUUACUAUUCCACCUUUUAGUAUUGAUAAUUCCCUCAUGGAGCCUUUCAAAAUCUAGAGAAUUGGGUUUUGUCUUUGAUAUUGAUACUUCUACCAACAACUCUUCCUGGUACUCUUUUUAUUCACUUUAUAAGUUUUCAAAAGUCGAUUGGUUAUUGAUUUUGCAAGAGCUUCCAACAAUGUUGGCCUUGACAUUUUUUGGUAUUUUGCACGUUCCAAUUAACAUCCCUGCUUUAGCUGUCUCCACUAAAAAUGACGAAAUUGAUAUCGAUAAAGAAUUAAUUGGUCAUGGUGUAUCUAAUAUACUAUCUGGUUGUCUUGGUUCAGUUCAAAAUUAUUUGGUUUAUUCAAACAGUUUAUUAUUCAUCAGAUCUGGUGCUGAAUCGAAACUACCUUCUUUCUUGUUGGCAGUUGGAACAGUCAUUAUCAUGUUUAUUGGUCCAGUUCUUAUAAAAUUCAUUCCAGUUUGUGUUGUUGGAGCUUUAAUUUUUCUCUUGGGCUAUGAAUUAAUGAUUGAAUCGUUAAUAGAUUCUUAUGGAAGACUCAGUAAAUUUGAAUAUACAACUGUCAUCAUCAUUGUUUUCACCAUGGGUAUUUGGGAUUUUGUUUAUGGUAUCAUUAUUGGUAUAUUGCUUGCUUGUAUUUCUUUUGUGGUUGAUAAUGCCAGAAGAAACCCAAUUACUCAUAUCUACUCUGGUGUUAUUGCAAAAUCAACUGUUUUCCGUAAUCAAUUAUUUAAAAAAUUUUUAAGAAAUGUUGGUGAUCAAAUAUAUUUAAUGAAAUUGGAAGGUAACAUUUUUUUUGGUACAAUUGGUGCUAUUGAAGAAGAAAUCAGAGCGAGAUUUGAAGUCUCUCCAUCAGAAAGCGGCUUUUCUUCAUCAUCAUUGUCCAAAAUUGAUACAUACCCAUCUAUUCGAUACCUCAUUUUGGAUUUUAAAAACAUUUUAUCAAUUGACUACACAGCUGCAGAAGGUUUUACUAGAAUUAAGAACUUGGUGAAAAAACAUAAUGCCUACCUAAUUAUAUCCUCUAUUUCUAAUGAUAGCCAGAUUUACAGAUCUUUAAAUGAUGUCGGUUUACUAUGUAACAAUGAAGAAUUUGAUGGUUGCAAACCAGUCCAAUUGUUUGAUAAUUUGAAUUCUGCCUUAGAAUGGUGUGAAAAUGAAUUUUUAUCAUCUUAUUAUAAGUUUAGACAAAAGAAAUUAUUAAAUUUAAUUAGUCCUAUAAUAUCUGCUAUAAAUCCGAUGCUGUCAAUGGCAGACAAUUCUUCUUUUAUUGGUUCACCUAGACAGACCAACCUUUUUAAAGCUGCUACUCAAACUAUUAGUGAGGAGUUUAAGAUUAACAACCAAAUUAUGAAGGAAUUAACAAGUGUUUAUCCCCUUUCAUUGAUAAUGUCGACUUUUUACGGGUUGUCAUCUAAACCUGAGAGUUUUUGGAUAAAGUUGUUACCUUAUUUGCGUAAAGAAAGAAUUCCAAGAAACACAAUUGUUUACACAAAUGAAGGAAAAGAAAAUAACGAGGGUUUUAUGUUUAUCAUUGAAUCUGGUUUAAUAAAAGUUAAUCAUUCUUUUGCUCAAGGAACAAUAGAUGAAACAUUUCUGCCCAAAACAUGUUUAGGAAAUUUAGGUGUAUCUUCUCCUAUCCAUGAAAAUGAUGAAAUAUUUGAAUUAUUGGAUAGAAAGUAUCAAAUUAUCACUUCAUCAGAUUGUGUUGUUUGGAGGAUUAAUUUUAAUGAUUUGCUUAAAUUAAAAAAAAUAAAGAGUGAAGAAGGUAUCAUUGGUGUAGAAAUAAUCAAUGAAUUAUUAGAGGUUCAAAUGAAGAUAUUUUUUGAAAGAUUUGAAAACGUUACAGCAUAUGCUUUAAUUUCAAGUUAA
Ascoidea rubescens DSM 1968 is the source of this 2535-nucleotide messenger RNA. RefSeq names its product Vsb1p (gene VSB1). The transcript has 4 exons. Gene Ontology annotation, cellular component: membrane. The annotation marks the transcript as partial. Lineage: Eukaryota; Fungi; Ascomycota; Saccharomycetes; Ascoideales; Ascoideaceae. The record is from RefSeq and is a predicted model, not a curated record.